Molecule: messenger RNA, 1248 nt
Organism: Suhomyces tanzawaensis NRRL Y-17324
Lineage: Eukaryota; Fungi; Ascomycota; Pichiomycetes; Serinales; Debaryomycetaceae
Product: TauD/TfdA dioxygenase family protein
Exons: 1
Coding region: 1-1248 (415 amino acids)
Biological process (GO): sulfur compound catabolic process
Cellular component (GO): cytoplasm
Molecular function (GO): sulfonate dioxygenase activity
Source: RefSeq, a predicted model, not a curated record
AUGUCUUACAGACCAUUGGGAUCCGAAGUUACUGAUCCAUUGAUCAGAAGCAAGAUCGCUGCUUUAUCUUUGAACGGAAGUUUAUUGACCAACGAUGCCGUAGCCAAAUUCCAGAAGACCAUCAAGUAUCCGGAAUACUUGGGAGCCUUCGAGUCGGAGGAAGAGGGAAAAUACAACAACUUCAAGAACGUCGACGGUGCAAAAAACGACAAGGGCCACCUCGGCGAUAAAUCGUUCAAGCACUUGUUCCCCGAAGGGACCAAGUAUUCUACCGAAGACUUAUCACCAAACUUUGGUACUGAGAUUACUGGGAUCCAGCUCAGUGAAUUGGACGAAGCCGGCAAGAACGAUUUGGCAUUGUAUCUCGAAACUAGGGGCUUGGCGAUUUUCAGAGACCAAGACUUCAGAGACAAGGGUCCAGCGUUUGCCAAACAGUUUGGAGAACACUUUGGACCUUUGCACAUCCAUCCUGUGAGCUUCUCGGCCGAUAAGCAUCCUGAACUCUUGGUUACUUUUAGACCACCAGGAGACGAGACCAGAUACGAAAAAGGGUUUGCUGGAAAGACUGGUGCUUUCGCCUGGCACUCCGAUAUCAGUUUUGAGGAGUAUCCUGCUUCGUUUUCUUUCUUUGUUGCUUUGGAAGCUCCCAAGAGUGGUGGCGACACGGUCUUCAUUGACUUGAGAGAGGCCUACAGAAGAUUAUCUCCAACCUUGCAGAAGUUUUUUGAGGGAUUGACCGUAAUCCACACGAAUUACUAUCAAAACCAGUUGGCAUCUCUCAACGGAAACACUGCCAGAGUCAAGGGAGACUACUUCACCGAGCACCCUUUGGUCAGAACCCAUCCUGUGACCGGAGAGAAGAGUUUGUACUUUUCCCGGGCCUUUAUUCACAGUAUUAAGGGGGUCAAGGCUGAGGAGUCCAGCUUCAUUUUGAACUUCUUGGAGCAACACGUUACGAGCAAUCCAGAAAUCCAAGUUAGAGCCCAACACAAGGGUACAGAUGCUAGAACUGUCAUUGCCUGGGACAACAGACUCGCUGUGCAUACUGCUAUUGCGGAUUUCUUGCAACACGCUACUGGGCCAAGACACCACUUCAGAAUUACUGUGCUUGGAGAAAAACCCUACCUUGAAGAGGAAAACAAAGAGGAGGAGGUUGCAGUGAAUGGACACUCAAAUGGACAUUCAAAUGGACAUUCAAACGGACAUUCAAACGGACAAGCGCAAAAUGGGGCUCUUAACGGCAAUUGA